GUCAUUUCCGCUGAUAAGUUAUUAGCAUUUAUUUUUAUUGUGAAUAAAGGUAGUCCGUAGACUACAUACGUUAUUAUGCUUCUAAAUCUUAAAUAGAUCUAGAUUUAGCUAACAAAAAAAAAAUGACUGUGUUUGUGUGCAUAAAGAGUUCUAUGUUACCUGUUGGUAAGGUUCAACACAUGGACAGUGUUUCUAGAAAAUUAGUGUAUCAGCCUUAGAGCCAUACUCUCUUCUGUAAGCUAGCUAGUUCAGUAGCAAUGGCUGAAACUUCUGAUGACCCAUAUCUCUUGCCUAAUGUGACUAACAUGACACUGGUGGACAUAAUGGACAACAGUUGUGUCCAGAACUUUGAUACAGUUGCUUGUGUUAGGAGUAGUGUGUUAGCUGUGUUAGCGUUCCUGACAGCUGUACUGUGUAUAGCUAAGAUAGUUCAACUCCACAUUGCUCACCAUCCUUCAUGUCAUCAGUAUGUCAUCUUUUAUGCUGCUGCCCUUGAGUGUGCUACUGGUGGUGUUCAUUGGAUAUUUUGGAAUGUCAGUCAACUUGACUUUCUUCUACAAUACAUGAAGCUUCUCCAAGUGCUGAUUAUGUGCCACUAUUAUAUCACAUUGGCCAUCAGAGCUUUAAGGAAAGAGAACUUGGCAGACAGGUGUAUGUAUCCUUUUCUCUUUGUGGCUGUCUUGUACUUCACCAUCAUUACCUCCCUGGGAAUAUUUAACAUUGAAUCUUCAUAUGUAGAGUGUUUUGCACCAUAUUGGCUGGCAUUGUCUGUAGCUGAACUGGUAGUUGUCCAAUUAUUUAGCGUGUCUGGAUUCUACAUCACUCGCAGAUUGAAUGAAAUCAGCACUCUCGGCUCCGUCAGAUGGUCUCAGAAAAGAGAUUUGUGGUGUAUUGUCCUUAUUUUUGAGCUGUCAGCAUUCAGUACCUUUAUAUAUGAUGUGACUUUGCAAAUACUUGGUGACAGAGAAACAGGUUGCAGUGCAAUAUUUUCCUAUCAACAGAUUGUUUAUUCACCACUACUUGUCUCGUUCAUGAUCUUCAAACUGUUGCUGCCCAUAUGGAUAAUGCUGAUUGUUUUUCAACCACAUGUGACUACAUCUGAGAAGGAUGAUUUUUUUCCAGGAUUUAGUGAAGAUGUGACCUAUGGAUCAAUAUUCAGUGAAGACCAGACCUACAGACAGAUGUAUCAGCCUGAUGACAGUUUCUCGUAUACUUCACCUGCGCCCUCUCCUUCUGGUUCACCUUGCAUGUAUGACGCAGCCAUACCAUAUGCUUACACUAACCCAGCUUUGACCAGGUCCAGCUUGCAUCCAAUAGCUGAAGAGAAUAAUGAUGGAGAGCAGGUGAAAAAGAAAAUAUUGCAAGUGAAACCAACAAGAGCCCUGACAACACUACCUGAUGGAAACAUACAGAGAUCUCUAAGAACUCAAGGACAGUUUCAACGAGGAAAGUUUAUUACAAGACUUGUAACUAAAUCAAAUCAAGGGAAAAGUGAUAACUUCUAAUAUUUCUCAAGAAUCAUUCAUUCUGGGAUGAAAGGUCCAAAGUUCCACUGAAAUACAGACUAUAAUGAAGAAGCAUUUAAAUUAAUUUUUUAACAAUAGUGGUUCACUUUUUAUAGAACUAGUCAUACUAGAGUAAUUCACUGAUGCAUUCACUUUGGCAUGGGUUUUGAGUUUUUAAUUGUUAGACCUAGGAGAAAAUAAAAGAAUAAAAAAAAAAACCUCAUCAGCCAUUCGUCAAUAAAAAUAGAUUAGUUGCUUUGUUUGCCAACAAAAGGAUUGUAUUUAAAAUUUAGGUCAGCUUGUGGUAGGGUCAGUUGUGUGAAAGCAAAAGUUGUGGUAACAGAAAAUAAAACAAAACAAUGUUCUAAGGACUAUCUUUGAAUUCCUUCAGUUGAGUCAUUGUCUUAGUACAUCAGAUUAAGAUGCUGAAGUAUUGGAUUCAUUGUAAUUCUCUCUUCAUGCCUUGUACAUGUUACAGGCUGUUUAUCUCUUCUCCUGUACCUUACUUUCCCCACAGCAACAUAUUCAGUCCAAGUAUUUCUACAGCUCAGUGCAAACUCAUUUGUAGACAAGUUUGGGAAAGAGGAGUAUUUGUAUGACAUUUGUCUGCUGAGUGGUUGCUGUAUUUAGUUUUCUAGAUAUAUAUAUAUAUAUAUAGCUCCUCCUUUGUGGUUGAAGAUGAGCUUAUUUCUCAUUUCCUAUGAAAAGGAAGAGGAUUGUCCAAUCCUCGCAUUAAAAGGCUGACCACAUCCUAUGUAGCAUGGGUAGGUUUUGGUCAAAUGCAGAUAGGCUUUUGUUUUUUUGUUUGGUUCAGCUCUCUUUCAUGCUGGCCACUCUCCUUGCUUCGUAUCUCGUGGAGACUCACAGCUUCACGCCAUGAGGAGCGAUCAAGAGCUAGUGCUUCCCAGCCAUAAAUGUCAAUAGCACACUCCUUGAAGGAGCUCUUAAGGGUGUCUCAAUAGCACUUUCCUGCACACAGCUCCCUGUACAGAAGUCGUUUGGGAAGGCGAUUGUCUGCAUGUGAACUAUGUGUUCCACCCAUCGAAAUUGAGACCUUUUUACUGUGGCAUGGAUACUGUUCAUAUUAGACAACUGUAGGAUUUUAGUAUCUGGUAUGUGGUCAGACCAAUGCAGCUUGUGAAUUUUCCUUAGGUGAAAAGGAGUUAUGUUUUUUGAUGUGGCGAGAAUAUAAGGUCCAGGACUCUUGGUGCAUAUAAGAGUGAAAGGGAGCACUACAGAACAGUAGACUUUCAGUUUUGUGGAUAUGCUGAGUCCUCUCCAUUGCCACACUUGUCCUUGAAGUUUGCCAAAAGCAGCUCUGGCAUGUGAAACACAGAAGUCUACCUGGUCAUCUAAAUCUAGAAUCUAUGGAAUCAUAUUGGAAAACAACUGACAAGGAUGUGUAACAAGUUAUUUGUUUUGAAAAUGUGUAAAAAUAUGAUCAGAGAAGAACAAAAAAAAGUCACAAUUUUCAUUUUUUAUUAAUUGAUUCUUACCAAACUUCACAUGUAGCAACUUACACAGUCAGGAAAAGAAAAUGAAAUAAACUUAUCUCUUUAUUUAUCAGAGAUAUCCACUGGGGUAAGUUGACACAAGACGUGGGCUAAUAAAUCACACACAAAUAAAAAUCACCAAAGCUUGACACGGUUAAAGUUGAUAUAAAAAAUUAACCAGAUUUUGUUCUUGAGGUGGUUCCUGUGCUUGUUGGCAGUUUAAGAAUUGUAUGAUGUCUUAUUUUGGAACAUUUCCAACAUCUGUUACUUCAGGUGUUAUAAAUUCUUUCAGCUUUGGAGUUGCUUCCCAGAAAUAAGACAUUAUCAUCAUCCUCUUCUUUUGUUGCACUUCCAACCAGAUAUUUGAUGCAAUAAGAUGCUUCUAGUGUAUUUUCAUUGUCAGUUAGCCAUUGGAAUCAUCUUUUCCUUUAUAGUCAUUUAUAAUCUAGCCAUUGGAAUCAUCUUUUCCUUUAUAGUCAUUUAUAAUCACUAUGUUCAUAUUGUGCAUUUUAAAAUUGUACAAGUUAAAAACUCUUAUAAGUGUAUUUUCCUUUUAAAAAAAAAAAAGCCUGUUUCAAUCUCUAUGUCAAUAAUGUACAAAUAGAGUAACUUACAUUUUGCAAGCUGUACUUAGAACUUUGAUCAAUUAAUGACACAAAGGGUAGACGAAAACAUUUGACUAUCAUUACAUUUUAUUUUCAGCAUUCACACUAUAUAGUGUGGGUGUGUUGUUAAAGAAAUUGUUUCUGUUACAGAGAAGAGCUGAUAAAAACAUUGUUUAUUUAUUGUCUGCAUUUACCUAGGAAUUAAUUGUACAGGCCUACUAGUUAAGUACUCCAAUAGUUUGUGGAACACCUAUUCAGGCCACAUGAAACACUACAAAACAGUUUGAGAAGCUCGGCUCUAGAUGAUGACUUUAAUAAAUGAGCUGUAAUCUAGACUCACUGGACUCUCUAGAAUUGAUAGAUCUAUAAAGCUCUUUGAGAUCAAGACCAGUGUAAAAAAAAUCAUUGAUAGAUUUAGGUCUACAUGUAAUUUUUUUACUAUUCUCCUUUAAGCAAUAAAUUGCUAAGCUAUUUAGAUCUCAAAAAGUCUAUAACAUUAUGUUGUAGAGAAUACUAGUUAUUUAUUAGUUUAAGGGCACUUAAGCUUAGCACACAUGGUGUUUGCAAUGCUUUGCGGUACAUAAUGUAGCAAAUCUGUGUGUUUAAACAUGUCCCAUUUAUUUAGAGUUGAAUUAAUAGCAUGGGAUAAGAAGUCCAGGUUUCCCUAUCUAUUUUAAAGCCGGAUAAUAUUAUGGUAACCUGUAUUCAUAUGUUCAGAUUCGCAAUCAGUAAAUUACUCUAGUUAGUUUUAUUUAUUUACAAAGUAGAUGUUUUAUUUGAACUACCUUUUGUGGAGUGAAGAUAACUCUAGUAUUACAUUCUAUGUCUAGUGAAGAUAACUCUAGUAUUACAUUCUAUGUCUAGUGAAGAUAACUCUAGUAUUACAUUCUAUGUCUAGUGACUGUUAUCUUGGGAAUGUCACUUGGUUUACUUCUUAUUGACCAACUUGACUCAAUAGUGCACUGGUUAUUUCUUUGAUCACCACUGGUGCUGUCCAACAUAUCAAAACUUCUUGAUUUCACCCAUAAGCCAACUAGGAGUUGUGUUUUUUUUGUGUUUUUUUAACUCAUGCCACUUUUUUUAUCCCCUCACAUCACAACAAAUGUAAGUGUAUCAAACUCACUUAUGUAAUAGUGCACCUUAAAUCUGGAUUGAAUUAGAAAAAGACUUGACAGAAACCUAGAGUCCAUUUGGAAGUCCAUAGUAAGGGACAAGAGUUAACAAAGAUUGUUCUGACUAAUGCAAUGUCCAUCUAUAUUACUAGUGCAGUGAGAGAACUCAGGGACUAAGACUCAGGCUAAGUCUCAAGUCACAGACUUCCUGUUUUUUAGCCAGAGACAUUCAGCAUGACAGCACUACUUGAUCCAUCUACACUUGGUUUAAUGUUGUGUCAAAAGCCAAAGGCAUUUAAUUUAUUUCUAUUCAGUUUCACAAUUUGAUAUCUUAAGUUUACAUUAUAUUGAUUUUAUGUUAAUGUUUCUCUAAUUUGUCUUUAGAGCAAUCUAUUGUGUUUUAGCCCAGGUUAGUUUUUUUCAUUGACCUACAGUUUACCUUCAGUACUAUUGACUCAUCAGUAUUUAACCAUUCCAUAAUAGUUUGUCUACAGAUUCCACUUCUCAUUUUGUUUGUUUCAGUAAUAUGAAUUAUUUAUUGACUACUUACUCUUUAGUUUAAAAUUCAAAUAAGUUCUCUUUCAAUGUUGUUGUUUUUUUGUCACUAUUCUCUACAUUGUUUGUAGAUCUUUUGAUAACAUUUUUGUGUAUACCCUGUGAAUAGCUCUUCAUCUCCUCUAGUCAGAGUUCUUGACAAUGUCAUUUCACUUGUAUGCAUGUCAUCGACAGUUUUCUCUCAAUAAAUCAAUCUUUCCACUUUCUUCCAAAUGCUUCUGAACAUCAUGUUGCUGUGUAAGCUUCUUAUUUAAAAAUGUUAAUAUAUACAACUGAUCUAGUCAUAGGAUUUUUAUUUGUUAAUACUUACUAAACCUUGAGUUGAUGGGAAUCUAUUUGACUUUUUGUUUUGGUACUGCUAUUAAUAUUAUGUGAUCCAAUGGUUCCCACCUCAGUGUUGACAAUGUAAGCAUCACAGAAUGAAAGGAAGGUAAGCUUUGGUUAUAAGCUUGUGCUAAGACAUUUUUGUGAUUAAUAACUCCACAUUGUUAGCUGAGUCAGUUUUUGUAAUACUGUUACGGAAGACUGAACACUACAGCAAAGAUUUUGUUUUGUUUGGAUUGGUUCAUCCAAUUUAUUGAAAAUGUUUGACUUACAGCUAAUAAAACAUAUUGUGAAUAGACAUUUUUUACUCUGUCUACAUUAUCUAAUACACUGUAUAGAUCUUUCUCACCGUCACAUGAUCAAAAGGUUUUUUUAUUUGAUACUAAUGCAAUUUAUUGUUUUUUUGUUGUUUUUUUUUAAUUUUGCUUUCAUUUGAUGCUAGUCAGUUUGUAGUCCCACUUUUUUUUUUUACCCUGCCAACCCCUCCCCACCUCCCCCAUCACACAAAAGUAUUUUACAUUUACUAUUGUUUGAAAAGGUAAUUAAUACUCACUAAUUUUUUUCUUAAUUUAAUUUUCUUUUUGAAGUGAAAAUGUCAUUCCAUUUAUUUAUUUACAAGAAUACACUGUUAUGUUUUUUUUUGUCUUGUUAUUUCUGUUAGGUGUACAGGGACCUUGAGGUUUAAACCAGUUUGUUUGUACUUACUGUUUCUUGUUCUUUACAAUUAGUCACUGUUUGCUGUAUGUUAAGCUCCUUGAUAGUAGCUCAAAUGUUGCUUGCUGCGCUGGUAGGCCUAGACCAGUAUUAGCCUCCAUUUGGUAAGCAAAGAAAUCAUUGAGCUGUCCAUUGCACACACUGGUUAGUGGAAUGGCUGAAAAAAAAAUUGGUCAAAUUGCCAUUGAACAUAAAAAUGUAGGUAAACUAGUCUUCUGACAAGUGACAUUGGUGUUCAAAGAGUUGUCAUUCUUCUUGGCAUGUUGUGCUGUACAAAACUUUUUUGGUCUAAACUGUAUAGUCUGCUUGACCUUUUGUCAGCUUUGAGUAUUAUUUAAUGUCACUACAAAAUAAUGUAGAACUAUUGGCAUUGCUGUUACAUUUUUGUUUAAUCAAUGAGAUGUUUCUGAAUAGUUUAUUUGAUGACAAGUUGGAAGACAAACUUACAACAAAAAAAAAACACCUUGUGAUGUCAUUGGUAUCAUUCCACAUUCUUAUUUUCUGGAAUUUUAGAUGCUUAGAGGAUGAAAUAAUGCUUACAAUUUCAAUUGGAUUACAGGCUGUGACAUAGCAGAGAAGUCUGCACUUGGUGUAACAUUUUGUAAACCCAGUCUUUCUUUGACAUUAUUUAUUUAGAUUUUGGUUUUGUAUUUGUUGAUCCAUUAGAAAUACUGACAUAUUUUCUCUUGGUAUUUUCUUGGCCAGUUUUUAUGUUUUUCUAGUUUAAAGCCUGAAUGGUACGCUGGGGGUAGGAAAAAAGUCAUGUGACUGACUCUGUAUAUAUAUAUAUAUAUAUAUAUAUAUAUAUAUAUAUAUAUAUAUAUAUAUAUAUCAAAACUGGGUAGAGAAUUGCUAUGAAUGCAUCACAAUUAUCUGUGGGGAGUACUCCUAGAAAUUCUAAAGAUUAAACAGAAGAGCAUUGCUAUGAAUGCAUCACAAUUAUCUGGGGGGAGUACUACUAGCAAAGCUAAAGAUUAAACAGAAGAGAAUUGCUAUGAAUGCAUCACAAUUAUCUGGGGGGAGUACUCCUAGAAAAGCUCAAGAUUAAACAGAAGAGAAUUGCUAUGAAUGCAUCACAAUUAUCUGUGGGGAGUACUACUAGCAAAGCUAAAGAUUAAACAGAAGAGAAUUGCUAUGAAUGCAUCACAAUUAUCUGGGGGGAGUACUCCUAGAAAAGCUCAACAUUAAACAGAAGGGACGUAAUUAGCUUUUGUUGGAGCAAGUGGGACAGCCAGAGUUUGCAAACCUGUGUAUGAGUGCCAGUUGCCAGACUGCACCACAAAAUGUAACUCACACCAUGGAAAUAAACCAUUGCCUUUUGUAGAUGGGAGAAUGUCAAGAUAAAUUAUCAUGUGUAUUUAUUGUGGGAGUUAGCAUUUCAAUAAUUGUUUUCAUUGUGAUUCAUAAAACUUCAGUCAUUGUUUCACUGCUUGGUUUCAGUGGCACUUAUACAGGUUGUUGUUUUUUUUUAAACUUUUUUAAGUUUUUCAUAAAUGGUUAUGGCUUUGCAAAGCAAGUUAAAACAAAAAGGAAUAUAUGUUGUUUGAAAGCUUUAAAAUAUCUAUUAUUAUAAGAUUUGAAGGUUCAAAUAAAUUUAGCACUAAUGCUUAUUUUGUUCAAACGUUUAUUUAGCAAUGAACCAAAAAUUUGAACUUGUGUAUAAUGUAUAUAUGCUUCACUUGUCAGAUAUUUGUUUUUAUGAUAUAUUCUAGGUCAUGUGCAAACUUGUUCAAUGUUUGCUUAUUGUGAUUGUCUAGUUAGCAUAGCUCAUUGUCAUGCAGCUCAUGUUCUAGACAAUAUUUCAGUGUGGCUUUCAAUGUUUUAAUCACAUUUUUUGUUUUUGAGAUUUUUUCAUUUCUAGUUUUUCAGAUGACUAUAAUGUAAUGUUUCCUUCAUGAUUAAAGUGUCAAUCUGUCUGUAAUAAGUGGUAUACAAAAGAUGUUUGUAUUACUCAUGAACAGCAUAGUUAUCCUCUCUGAAAGUUGAGUUGAGAGUUGGACCGCAACAAAAAUGUAUCUUGUUGUAGUCAGUAUUGGUUGUAAUAAAGUAUGCUGAACUUGUAAUUCAGAUGUUUCAUACUUCAGUUGUUUAUCAUUUCAUAGACAAAUCCUGUUCUUCGAUGCAUUUGUCUUUUUGGUUACUAAAAAUGUUUUCAAAGAAUGUUUUGUGACCUGCACUGCUUGAGAUCUACAUUGCUGUAUAUAUUUCAUUCAGUUAUUUAUUAUCCAUUCUAAUAUUGUCUAAUGUGGACUGAAUUCCUUCUUUGUUGAUGUCCACAUGAAUCUUUGUUGUUCUUUGUUGAUGUCCACAUGAAUCUUUGUUGUUCUUUUGGUUUGUGAAUAAACAUUGUUUUAUUUGUGUAGCCUUUUGUUUUUGUUUCAAAUGAAUCAAAUUACAAACUUUGACAUGCAAACUAACAAGAUACUUUUAUUGUUCAUGUAGUGCUGUGGGUGUGUUUUGUGGACACGUUAAUAUCACUGUUUUGUGCACUAGUAAAUAGGACUGAGUUUUGUGUACACAUUAAUAUGACUUUUGUGCAAUAGUAAAGAUGACUGUUUUGUGUACUGGUACUAGUAAUUAUGACUGUUUUUUGUGUAUUGGUACUAGUAAUUAUGACUGUUUUUUGUGUACUGGUACUAGUAGUUAUGACUGUUUUUUGUGUACUGGUACUAGUAGUUAUGACUGUUUUUUGUGUGCUGGUACUAGUAGUUAUGACUGUUUUGUGUACAAGUAAAUCUGACUGUGUUUUGUGUACUGGUACUAGUAGUUAUGACUGUUUUUUGUGUACUGGUACUAGUAGUUAUGACUGUUUUUUGUGUACUGGUACUAGUAGUUAUGACUGUUUUUUGUGUACUGGUACUAGUAGUUUGACUGUUUUUUGUGUACUGGUACUAGUAGUUAUGACUGUUUUUUGUGUGCUGGUACUAGUAGUUAUGACUGUUUUGUGUACAAGUAAAUCUGACUGUGUUUUGUGUACUGGUACUAGUAGUUAUGACUGUUUUGUGUACAAGUAAAUCUGUUUUCUCAAUGCUGUUCUAUGUAUAAUUUGACAUUGAAUGAGCUCUAAGUCUUGGGUUGACAUUUCACACAUCCUAAUAGAUUACAUGUCUCAUCAACAAGGGUGGAACUUGCCCACUAGUACACUUUACUCCCCAGUUUGGCACUAGUGUUGGCAAGACUUGACCAUCACUUGGGAUUAGGAUGAUAUUGAAAAACUGACACCCAGAGAAUGAUGAAAGCUCCAUGCUACAAUAGCAACACAAUCAACUUGGGGAAAUUUUUUUCCCACUACCAUUUUAAAUCCACAUGACAACUAUGUCCUUUUAGAUAAUAAUUAAGAUUUAUUUUUCCCAGCUUUUAGUCUUUUGUUGCUUGCUACAUCCCUAGAGAUGUAGAUGGAAUGAUGCCAAAGUUUUUGUUUAAAUUGCUGUCAAUAGUUUUGAGACACUUACAAAGUAACUGAAUAAUGAGUUUAUUUGGUUUUUAAUAUCUAACAAAUGUUUUUGAAGAAUUAGGAAAACAUUGACAUUUGUACAUGCUUUUAAAUAAAGAAAAAAAGUGU
Biomphalaria glabrata is the source of this 9870-nucleotide messenger RNA. RefSeq lists its product as uncharacterized. The record is from RefSeq and is a predicted model, not a curated record. The transcript has 12 exons. Bases 258 to 1505 code for a protein of 415 amino acids. Lineage: Eukaryota; Metazoa; Mollusca; Gastropoda; Planorbidae.